Limulus polyphemus (Atlantic horseshoe crab) is the source of this 3331-nucleotide messenger RNA. RefSeq names its product potassium channel subfamily T member 1-like. The annotation marks the transcript as partial. The record is from RefSeq and is a predicted model, not a curated record. The transcript is spliced from 13 exons. Gene Ontology annotation, molecular function: intracellular sodium-activated potassium channel activity. Lineage: Eukaryota; Metazoa; Arthropoda; Merostomata; Xiphosura; Limulidae.
AUUUGGAGUGUCAUUGGUUGGAGUCCAGACUGACCUGUCGGGAACUUGGCCAAUAAUGUUGAAUCCAGGUCCAUCUUACGUUCUCAAAGCAUCCGAUAUCUGUUUUUAUAUGAGCAUUACUAAAGAAGAGAACAGUGCCUUUUUACCAAGUUCUGCUGGAGAUGAAACUAAGCCUAAAUCCACAGGAAAUGAGGAUAGCUUUAAAGACUGUGAACUUGAAAAUAGGCUAAAAGGAAGGUUAAAAUCAGACAGUUAUUUCGAACUUUCACCUAUCAAGUCCAAAAUGGCGUUUGGCUUAAAUAAAAAGCAUCACCUGGAAGUGCCCACGCUGGAUGGUGUGGCAGGAAUAGACGCCUACUAUUCUUCGCAAGGAAGACGUCCUAGUAUAGCUCCAGUGCCAGCCAUGAUGGGUAAUGGCGACUUUACACCAGAUGAUGAAGGUCUUGAUGGAACACUGAACGAAGAAGAAGAAAAAUAUUUGGACAUUCCGUGGAUUACACCUGCCGAAAACUGCGAGAUUGUCAAGGGAUUUCCUCCAAUUAGUCCUUACAUUGGAGUCGCUCCAACGUUGUGUUAUCUUUUGAAGAAGAAGAAACCAGCUUGCUGCCUCCAGCUUGCUCAGGUUUGUGACCACUGUUCUUUCCGCAACGCCAAAGAAUAUGGCUGGCCUAACCGAUGUAUUAUCUUAGCCACUGAUUACGCCAGCAACGGCAUCUACAAUUUUAUCGUUCCUUUAAGAGCACAUUUUCACAGCCCACAGACGUUGCGGCCCAUCAUUCUCCUCCUGGAAAGAAGACCCCACCCUGCCUUUCUCGAUGCAAUUUCUCUAUUUCCUUUGGUCUACUGGAUGCAAGGCUCCAUCGAUUACCUAGACGAUCUCUUAAGAGCCGGUAUCACCCUAGCGGACAGUGUUGUUGUGGUGAACAAGGAAAGCAGCAACUCUGCUGAAGAAGACCACCUAGCGGACUGCAACACAAUCGUGGCAGUUCAGACCAUGUUCAAGCUUUUUCCCAGUGUCCGAAUAAUCACCGAACUCAGUCAGUCCAGUAACAUGAGAUUCAUGCAGUUCCGAGCUAAUGACACCUAUGCCUUACAUCUGUCAAAAAUGGAAAAGAGGGAGAGGGAACGAGGUUCUCACAUUUCCUAUAUGUUCCGGUUACCGUUUGCAUCGGGUACAGUAUUUAGUGCCAGCAUGUUAGACACUUUGCUCUACCAGGCAUUCGUAAAAGAUUACAUGAUAACGUUCAUCAGACUACUACUGGGAAUAGACCAAGCACCAGGUUCAGGAUUCCUUUCUUCGAUAAAAAUAACAGAAGAAGAUCUUUGGAUCAGAACAUAUGGACGUCUUUACCAAAAACUUUGUUCCACAACUUGUGAAAUACCGAUAGGAAUUUUUCGAACCCAAAGCUCGUCGACGGACAUAUCUUCCCUGUCCCUUGAGCUACUGGAUAGUGACAGAUCUGUUCUGACUGAGCACAUGGAGAGACAGGAAAUCAGUAACAUGGUGAGAGCACGAAUGCACAACCUUGGAUUGCCACUGGAAGAUUAUGAUGACGUCUCAGAGACGAGAGAUAGUCUUUCUUUCGUUAUGAUGAAUCCAAGCUGCGAUUUGAAACUCCUGGAAGGAGAUGUCGUGUAUUUAAUUAGGCCUAGUCCCAUCCCUACAAAGAAAAUAUUUCUCACUCGUGGCUCAAUCAGGGUUAAAAAAUCGAAACAACCACGUGAUGACGCUAAUCUUCAAGCAUCCCAGGAGAGAGUUUUACCUGGAGCGACAUCUGUUGGGCAAAACAAUGAUGACCCACAUCAGGAUGAACGAAUAGAAGGCGGUAAAUUAAGAAUUCCAGUUCGUGGAGUCAUUGGGGUUGAGAUUACGCCACCUCCCGUUGAAACUACGAAUGGAACUGUGGUUUAGAAUGAUAAUUUAGAGAAAGAGAACACUAAAUACAUUCAUAAGUCACUUAUUACAGGGAAGCUGGCGCUUACUUAAUUAUUCAAUAUCAGUAAAAAUGUGACACUUUAUUAUGUUAUUUGAAAUUCACCCUGUCAUCACUUGUGAUUGAAAACUUUAAUAAGACGUCAUCUUUUUGUACACAUUAUAAGCCACAUGAACAAAGAAACGUGUUACAUUAUAGUGAAAGUGACGUAACAAAAGGCAGAAGGAAGCUGAACUAAUUAGCGCCAAACGAUCCUAUCUGUACAUCUUACAACUUCCACAAAAUAGCACGUGACUAGUGGAUGAAAUAAUGAAAAUGUUUUUGGACUUAAAUACUGCUUUUUUUUUGUUAACUACUACUGUUUCUAUAUAAUCCUUAAGUAUGUGAAGGAAAAUAUAGUGAUAAACUCAUUAGUUUUACCAAAAAAAAAGGUUAAAGCAGUUAAAGAUAUGCAUGUACAUUACGUAUACAGUAAUUACCUUAUCGUCAUGUUAAAUAACAAGACCAAGGUUCAAUUACCUCCAGAUUUAAUGCAGGGCACGUGUGUAUGGCUACCCCAUUUUAUGCAACUCCUGAGGGGUAGGGAAUUGAACGCAAUACCUCCCACACGUUAGACAGUUUCUCCACUGGCUGAAGUAAACCGCUAACUGUCACAACUAAACAUUUUUUGAUAAUUGCAACUUCUCUACGGGCCUUAUCUAGGACUCGUAAGACGACCACUACUUAGAUAUUCGACUUUUCUGUAGUAAUCCAGUUUUUGCUUCUCCUGCUCGAACCACUAGACAUGAAAAUAUUUUACAAUUAUCUAGCUGUCCUAACUUUGUUUCAAUAAGCGGAUUGAAAACAAGACUUACCUGCAGGGGACAGACAAACAAAAUUACAGAGUUGAAGCUGUAAAAUAUCUGGGUUGGAGACAAAUCAUUAAAAAUAUACCAGGACCUCCGACCGCAAGUUUCGCGUCUGUUAACACGAAAGUUUUAUCUGUAAAAUACAGUUAUAUUGGUAGUAAAGUUUCAGAAGGAAAGCUACAUUUCAAAAGUCUUUUUAGAAAUAAAUUCGUUAGUUUUUAACACCACUCGAAACCAUUGUACUUGCGUGCCAAACUUCAUGAAUAGUGAGGAACUGUAUAUAGAAAGUAAAUUGUACUUAAAAAUUCCCAUUGGGUGUUUGUGCCUUCUACGUAAGUGUGACCAAAGCGAGUACAGGAACUUUAUAUAAAACGUGUGUAGUAGAAAUUGCGUUUUUUGUUAAAUGUUACCAGAUUACAAAAAAAAAAAAAAGAUUGCUAUCAGUUGAACUUUAACUGUUACACGUUUAUAAUGAACUCGUAGCAUGGUCAGUUUUAGAAAGCGGUAACGCUAUUUUUCAACCGAUGACAAAUAUUUUACGGAACGAAA